This is a messenger RNA of Lodderomyces pseudojiufengensis, 891 nucleotides long. Its product is annotated as GCY1. The coding region runs from base 1 to 891 and encodes 296 amino acids. Gene Ontology annotation, cellular component: cytosol. The record is from RefSeq and is a predicted model, not a curated record. The transcript has a single exon. NCBI's taxonomy places the organism in Eukaryota, Fungi, Ascomycota, Pichiomycetes, Serinales, Debaryomycetaceae. Gene Ontology annotation, molecular function: aldose reductase (NADPH) activity.
AUGCCAGCUCAAUUAGAAUUCAAUACAACAGAUUUCACUUUAAAUAAUGGUAAUAAAAUCCCAGCUGUUGCUUUAGGUACAUGGAGAGCAACUGAAGAUGGAGCUGCUAAAAAUUCAGUUAAAACAGCUUUAACUGAAGGUCAUUAUAAACAUAUUGAUACUGCUGCUAUUUAUGGAAAUGAAGAAGAAGUUGGAGAAGGUAUUAAAGCUGCUAAUGUUAAAAGAGAAGAUAUAUUUAUUACAACCAAGCUUUGGAAUUCAGAACACAAAAAUGUUGAAAAGGCAUUAGAUGAAUCUUUAAAGAAAUUACAAUUAGAUUAUGUUGAUCUUUAUUUAAUUCAUUGGCCAGUUUCUCAAAAUCCAGAUACUAAAAAACCUUAUGAUGAUCAUGAUUUUGUUGAUACUUGGAAAACUUUACAAAAAAUUUAUAAAGAAGGUAAAAAAGUAAAAGCAAUUGGUGUAUCAAAUUUUACUGUAAAAAAAUUAGAAAAAUUAUUAAAUUCAGAUGGAGUUGAUGUUGUACCUGCAGUAAAUCAAGUAGAAGCUCAUCCAUUAUUAACUCAACCUGAAUUAGUUGAUUAUUUAAAAUCAAAAAAUAUUAUACUAGAAGCUUAUUCACCUUUAGGUUCAUCAGAUUCUCCAUUAUUUAAAAAUCCAACAAUUGUUGAAAUUGCAAAAAAAUAUCAAGUUGAACCUGCUCAAGUAUUAAUUUCAUGGGCUGUUCAAAGAAAAACAGUUGUAUUACCAAAAUCUGUAACUCCUGCAAGAGUUAUAUCAAAUAAUAAAACCUUUGUUUUGGAAAAAGAUGAUUUUGAAAAAUUAAAUAAAUUAAGUGAAAAAGAUGGAGUUGUCAGAACUUGUGAUCCAGAUUUUAAUAACUUUAAUGAUUGA